GAUCGCACAACUCACGCACACACGCACACACGCACGCACACACGCACGCACACACACACACACACACGCACACACACGCACACACGCGCGCGCGCGCGCGCACACACACACACACAUACACACACACACGCACACACACGCGCGCGCACACACACACACACACUGUCACACACCACUGUGAUGGUGGAAGAUGACGCACCAACACCACCAACACCACCAACACCAGCACCACCAGCACCACCACCACCACCAGCCCCAACCUGCACUGCCAUCGAAGCAGGCUUCGUCGCCACCCUUGCUGCGCGUGUAUGAGGACUGCCUGGACGCGGCAGGGUAUGGCAGGUUUCAGCUCGUCCUCCUGUUCCUGUGCGGCGCAACCCUCUUCGCAGAUGCCACAGAGCUCAUGCUCCUCCCCUUCCUCCAGCACAAACUGCAAGCGCCGCCCAACACCCACGCGUACGAGCACACCGGCCCGGGUACCCGCGACACUCAUGAUGUCACCCACGACACGGCCCUCGUCUCCUUCUGGGUCUUCAUCGGCAUGCUCGUUGGCGCGCUUGUCUCCGGACCACUGGCAGAUGUCUACGGCCGCCGCGCCGCCACCAUCUUCUUCACGCUGGUCGUUGCUGUUGCUGGGCUUGCCUCUGUCGCUGCCGCCUCCUCCUUCCAGCAGCUCGUGCUCAUGCGCUGCUGCACGGGUUUUGGCGUGGCCGGCACCCCUGCCGCCCUCACCCUCUACACAGAGCUCACCCCGCGCGCCCAUCGCGGCCGCCACCUCAUCUACUUCAUGCUCUUCUUCUCCGUGGGCGCCACCGUUGAGGCCCUCCUGGCGUGGUCCGUGCACACCAUGGGCGUGCGCGCCCUACUCGCUGUCUCGGCUGUCCCGGCCGUCAUCGCAUCGGUUGCUGUCCUCCUCUUCCUUCCGGAGUCACCGCGCUACCUCAUCCUGCGGGGCCGCGUGACCCGUGCAUCGGACAUCCUCACCACCGUCGCCGCCAGCAACCACACCCUGCAUCGCACGCAGCCCCAUAUUCGCCGUCUCCUGCACCACUGGCAUACCGACCGCGAUGGCACCUCGCGCGGGGACAGGUGCCAUGCUUUUGCGUCCACCACUACAGACGCCGAUGUCUCUCCCACCACAGACGCUAAUGUUUCUCCUAGCACCACAGACGCUGACGUCGCACCGACCACCAACAGCAACACCAGCACGAACAACAGCAAGGGCGACAACAACACGAACAACAGCAAGGGCGACAACAACACUACCACCACCACCACCACCACAUCUGAUAUCACCACACAUAGCACAUUGCCAUCGUCCGUUGGCUCUGUGCUCUCGCUGUAUGCGCAUACGCUGCUGAGGCAGCUGCACCGCGAUGCCGCAUUCGCGCGCCGCAUCGUGGUCUUCGCCACAGAGUUCUUUCUCAUGGCCUUUGUGUACUACUUCCUGGUCAUGUUCAGCGUCACCUACACCACCCUCGGCGCGUCGCACAUGUCUGCGAGCGCGUAUGUGAGCGUUGCUCUGGCCAACCUGGCGGAGAUACCGGGCCUCCUCAUUGCCAUGCGCUUGCUCGACACGGUUGGCCGCAUCAACACCAUCACCAUCAUGUUCUUCGUCUGCGCUGCCGGCACCCUGCUGCUGGCGUGGACCCCGCUGCCCCACAGCAGCACCACGACCACGACUACGACCACCACGACCAACACCAGCAGCAGUGAUAGCGCGAUGCCGCCCGUGGUGUGGCAGGUGGUACGCGACGGUCUCAUGUUUGUGAUGCGCGCCAGUGCGCUUGGCUUCAACCAGUCGCUGUGGAUCUUCACCACAGAGUCGUUCCCCACCAGCCUGCGCGCGUCCUCCCUGGGGUUCACCACGGCCUUUGCGCGGGUGGGCGGGGCGCUCAGCCCCUUUGUUGUUGGGCGCAUGUACGUUGCUGCGCCGACGGCCACCAUGUAUCUUGUUGCCGCAACUGCUGCCCUUGCUGGCAUUCUUAUCCGCAAGGUUGGAGAAGACACUGCUGCCAAAGGGCUGGUUGAGAGCGCGCAAGAUGGGCCACAGGAUGGUGUACAGGAUGCAUGAGGUGUCAGCGGCGUUCUGUUACGGCCGCUCGUAUGCUGCAGGUGCGUUGAGCGCGGCAGCGCCAACACGCGCGCACACACUCCACACUAACCACGUUAUUGUAUGCUAUGCUAAGCUAAGCUAAGCUAAGUGAACCGGCUAGUCAUCGCCACCACACGC
Salpingoeca rosetta is the source of this 2233-nucleotide messenger RNA. RefSeq lists its product as uncharacterized. The record is from RefSeq and is a predicted model, not a curated record. Bases 191 to 2074 code for a protein of 627 amino acids. Lineage: Eukaryota; Choanoflagellata; Craspedida; Salpingoecidae. The transcript is spliced from 2 exons. Gene Ontology annotation, cellular component: membrane. Gene Ontology annotation, molecular function: transmembrane transporter activity. Gene Ontology annotation, biological process: transmembrane transport.